Molecule: messenger RNA, 1128 nt
Organism: Macrosiphum euphorbiae (potato aphid)
Lineage: Eukaryota; Metazoa; Arthropoda; Insecta; Hemiptera; Aphididae
Source: the annotation of a GenBank genome assembly
AUGCGUGGGCGAAAAACUAGUGUACCACAUCAGGUGAUCAUUGAUGCAGUUAUUUUAUUUAAAGACCGAGUUAUAGCCACUGACAAUGAUGGUGUUAAACACGUUGUUGUUGGAACAAAUGAUGUAUGGAUGGAUAUAAGUAUGCAUUUAAAUGGGAGGAUAAGUAAAAAUGCAUUACAUUUGUUUGUUCAUAACGGCAGACAUGGAGUAAAAGAAGCAUUAGGCUUACUUCCUGCAAUAGUACAGGAAAAUACAAAUCAAAUGAAGAAACCAGAUGAGUUGUAUUGUCAAACUGAUUCAGACUUGACUGAUGAUAGUGACAAUCCUGAUUUUUUGCCAAAAAAAGAAUUUGUCUUUACAUUUUCACCAUCCGAAUGGCAGCAAAUACAGCCUCAAGAAGUUAUUUACAAAGCAAGUGAUAAAAACCGUCCUAUGAGAAGCUGUCGUUCUUAUUAUGUCUUACCAAAAGGCUCGUGGACCCCACUGUUGGCUGAACAUUUUUGGGAACACACGAACUUGCCAUGUUGUAUCUCAUUCAAGAGAGCUAAAGUGUUCACGGAAGGAAACGUGUAUAUUUGUGUCAUAGGAAGGUGUUCGAUUUGUUGUUCUCACUUUAAAGGGAUUGUUAAAGAAAAACCUUCUGGAAAUUCAAGGCCCACAAGACAACCCGUAACCUACAUAGCAUAUCAAACAUCUAAUGAGAGCAUACAAGAUUUGCAAAUGUUUAUAAAUGAACGAAUGGCAACAGAGAGUAAUGUAUGUUGUUAUAAAGAUUGUAGUGGAAUCAAAACUUUAACACCAACUCUUUCAAAUGAACAUAUUGUUAUAGAAAUUCUAUAUUGGAACAAUGAUGAAACAACAUGUAGUUCAGAAGUAGGUCACUUAAUUGAAGUACAGUUAUGUGAUAUUCCUCAAGUUUUAAUAUAUAAAGAUUUAACAUAUGAAUUACGAGGAGUAGUAAAUUAUCGUAGAGGAAAUAGUAAGCUAAGAACAUCAGUAGGGCAUUACAAUGCUUACUGCAAACGAAGUGGAAAACAAUGGGAAUUAAUAGAUGACCUAAAAAAGAAGGCUGUAUCAUCAAAAGAGAAUACGAAAGUAAUUUGUGAAUUCGUUAUAUACAGUAUUUAA